This is a messenger RNA of Ictidomys tridecemlineatus (thirteen-lined ground squirrel), 5345 nucleotides long. RefSeq names its product diaphanous related formin 2 (gene Diaph2). Lineage: Eukaryota; Metazoa; Chordata; Mammalia; Rodentia; Sciuridae. Gene Ontology annotation, cellular component: actin filament. Gene Ontology annotation, biological process: actin filament polymerization; actin cytoskeleton organization. The record is from RefSeq and is a predicted model, not a curated record. Gene Ontology annotation, molecular function: small GTPase binding; actin binding.
CCGGCUCAGCACCCUGAGUAGGAAGCGGCUUUCCGCGCUCCGGCUGCCGACUGCGGGCACUUUGAUGAAUCACGUGUGUUGAGGCCCUCUUAAAGAGAUAGGCACCUACUUUCCCUCCACCCUAAACACCGCCCUGAGGGCGGCGGCUACUGUGGUAAUUGCAGCUGCUUAGGGGCAGGGCUUGCCCCAGCGCUGAGUAGUGGCAACAGCGUGGUUGCGUCGGGGGUGUUGGGAGCCGGCAGCCCCGGGGGCCUGAAUUGGGCUACUCCCCGGGCUGACACUCUCUCCCUAAGGAAGACGUGCUGUCGAAUCAGCGCUGGGCAGCCAGAGCGCCCAGGGGGGCUUCUUCAGUUGAGGAGAGGUGGGGUUAUAGGGCACAGGUGACAGGGCCGGAGAAAGAUGGAGCAGCCCGGGGCGGCGGCGUCGGGAGCGGGAGGCGGCAGCGAGGAACCGUAUGGGGGCCGGAGCAACAAGCGGAGCGCGGGGAACCGAGCUGCCAACGAAGAGGAAACGAAAAACAAACCCAAAUUGAACAUUCAAAUAAAAACUUUGGCAGAUGAUGUGCGUGACCGAAUUACAAGUUUUAGAAAAUCUACGGUCAAGAAAGAAAAACCUCUUAUUCAACAUCCUAUUGAUUCCCAAGUUGCAAUGAGUGAGUUUCCAGCAGCUCAGCCAUUAUAUGAUGAACGAUCUUUGAAUUUGUCAGAAAAGGAAGUACUGGAUCUCUUUGAAAAAAUGAUGGAGGACAUGAACCUUAAUGAAGAAAAAAAAGCUCCUUUACGAAACAAAGAUUUUACCACCAAGCGUGAGAUGGUUGUCCAGUAUAUUUCUGCUACUGCCAAAUCUAUAGUUGGAAGUAAAGUUAUGGGUGGUCUGAAAAACAGCAAGCAUGAAUGUACCCUGUCUUCACAAGAAUAUGUUCAUGAAUUAAGAUCUGGUAUUUCAGAUGAGAAACUUCUUAACUGCCUAGAAUCCCUGAGGGUUUCUUUAACCAGCAAUCCUGUCAGUUGGGUUAACAACUUUGGACAUGAAGGUCUCGGGCUCUUAUUGGAUGUUCUGGAAAAGAUUCUGGACAAAAAACUGCAAGAAAAUAUUGACAAGAAGAAUCAAUAUAAACUCAUUCAGUGCCUCAAAGCAUUUAUGAAUAAUAAGUUUGGAUUACAAAGGAUUCUAGGGGAUGAAAGAAGUCUUUUACUAUUGGCAAGAGCAAUUGACCCCAAACAACCCAACAUGAUGACUGAAAUAGUAAAAAUACUUUCUGCUAUUUGCAUUGUUGGAGAAGAGAAUAUUCUAGAUAAACUUUUAGGGGCUAUAACUACUGCUGCAGAGAGAAAUAACAGGGAGCGAUUUUCACCAAUUGUGGAAGGAUUGGAAAAUCAUGAAGCUUUGCAAUUACAGGUGGCGUGCAUGCAGUUUAUAAAUGCCCUUGUCACUUCUCCAUAUGACCUUGAUUUCCGAAUCCAUUUAAGGAAUGAAUUCCUUCGUUCAGGACUAAAAACAAUGUUACCAGAUUUAAAAGAAAAAGAGAACGAUGAGCUUGAUAUUCAGUUGAAAGUAUUUGAUGAGAACAAAGAGGACGACCUAACUGAAUUAUCCCAUCGUCUCAAUGAUAUUCGAGCAGAAAUGGAUGAUAUGAAUGAAGUAUAUCACCUUCUUUAUAAUAUGUUGAAAGACACUGCAGCUGAAAAUUACUUAUUAUCCAUUCUGCAACACUUUUUGCUCAUCAGAAAUGAUUAUUAUAUCAGGCCACAGUAUUAUAAAAUAAUUGAGGAGUGUGUUUCUCAGAUAGUGUUGCACUGCAGUGGCAUGGACCCAGACUUUAAGUACAGGCAAAGAUUAGACAUUGAUUUUACUCAUCUGAUAGAUUCUUGUGUGAACAAGGCAAAAGUUGAAGAAAGUGAACAAAAAGCAAUGGAAUUUUCAAAGAAGUUUGAUGAAGAAUUCACAGCUCGACAGGAAGCUCAAGCUGAACUUCAAAAACGAGAAGAAAAAAUCAAAGAACUUGAAACAGAAAUCCAGCUACUUCGAAUCCAGGGCCAUGGAUCCUUGAAUUCAUCAGGAACUCCAGGUCCUCCUCCUCCACCACCUCCCUUGCCAGGUAUUGGCCCACCACCACCUCCACCACCUGCACCUCUACCUGGAGCUCCUCCUCCUCCACCACCUCCAUUAUCUGGAUUUGGGGGUAUUCCACCACCACCACCACCACCUUUAUUUGGAGGACCUCCUGCACCACCACCCCUCGGAGGAAUGUCUUCUCCCCCAGGAAUGCCACUUGAUCUACCUUAUGGUAUGAAGCAGAAGAAAAUAUAUAAACCCGAAGUGUCCAUGAAGAGAAUCAAUUGGUCAAAGAUCGAGCCUAAAGAAUUAUCUGAGAACUGUUUCUGGUUAAAAGUAAAAGAAGAAAAGUUUGAAAAUCCAGAUCUCUUUGCAAAAUUGGCACUGAAUUUUGCUACCCAUAUAAAAGUUCAAAAAAAUACAGAACCUUCAGAAAUAAAGAAGAGUAUACCUGCAAAGAAGAAACUGAAAGAAUUAAGAGUUUUGGAUCCGAAAACAGCUCAGAAUCUGUCUAUCUUCCUGGGAUCAUAUCGCAUGCCAUAUGAAGAUAUUAAAAACAGCAUUCUAGAGGUUAAUGAAGACAUGCUAAGUGAGGCCUUAAUUCAGAACCUUGUAAAACAUCUUCCUGAGCAGAAGGUACUCAGUGAAUUAGCACAGCUUAAGAAUGAAUAUGAUGACCUGUGUGAGCCUGAGCAAUUUGGAGUUGUGAUGAGCUCAGUGAAAAUGUUACGGCCUCGUCUCAAUAGCAUUCUUUUCAAGCUCACAUUUGAAGAACACGUAAACAACAUCAAACCAAGCAUCAUAGCUGUAACUCUUGCUUGUGAAGAAGUGAAGAAAAGUGAAAGCUUUAAUAGACUUUUAGAGUUAGUUCUUUUGGUUGGAAACUACAUGAACUCAGGGUCAAGAAAUGCCCAGUCUUUGGGAUUUAAGAUCAACUUCCUUUGUAAGAUUAGAGAUACUAAAUCAGCAGAUCAAAAAACAACCCUUUUGCAUUUUAUUGCUGAAAUUUGUGAGGAAAAAUACCGAGACAUCCUGAAAUUUCCUGAAGAAUUGGAGCAUGUAGAAAGUGCAAGCAAAGUUUCAGCUCAAAAUCUUAAGAGCAACCUUGCAGCAAUGGAACAACAAAUUGUUCAUCUGGAACGUGACAUCAAGAAAGUUCCCCAAGCAGAAAAUCAACAUGAUAAGUUUGUUGAAAAGAUGUCGAGCUUUACAAAGAGUGCGAGAGACCAGUAUGAAAAACUGUCCACAAUGCACAAUAACAUGGUGAAGCUGUAUGAGAAUCUUGGAGAGUACUUCAUUUUUGAUUCUAAGACAGUAACCAUAGAGGACUUUUUUGGUGACCUCAGCAACUUCCGAACUCUGUUUCUGGAAGCAGUAAAAGAAAACAAUAAGAGAAGAGAAUUGGAAGAGAAGACUAGGAGGGCAAAGCUUGCAAAAGAGAAAGCUGAACAAGAAAAAGUGGAACGCCAGAAGAAAAAGAAACAGCUCAUCGAUAUAAACAAAGAGGGUGAUGAGACUGGUGUGAUGGAUAAUCUUCUAGAAGCCCUACAAUCAGGUGCAGCAUUCCGAGACCGCAGAAAGCGGAUUCCAAGGAAUCCAGAUAACAGACGGGUACCUUUGGAAAGGUCACGCUCUCGCCACAAUGGAGCUAUCUCAUCUAAGUGAUUCCUGAUGCCAAAGAAUAUGAAAAAUAUUUAAGUAAAUAAAAUCAUAUGUUUUCAGAAGAAUAAAACAUGCAUUCAAGGGUCAGAGUGGAUAUAAGUGUAUUUCUGCAAAGGUCAAGCUAAAUUGGAUGAAUUGAUGUGCAUUUGUGGAACUAUCACUAGACUCCUCCCACAAUACCUAUCUGAACAGUUCACAGGACUAGAAAUAUUUGUUCCACUUUAGCGUAAAAAUGUGUGUUCUUUGUUGUUGUGUGACCUGACUCUGAAGAGGGAAUUGUAAAAAAUUGAAGAGUUUUGAGACUUUCAAAUAUUCAAAUAUUUAAAAUCCUGAAUUUCUAGGUCACUCCCACUAAAAGAAAAAGAAGAAGAAAAAAAGAAUAGAACUAUUCACUAUCUGCUUCCAAUUUAAUAGAUAGCAAAGGAAAAGGCCAAGACAAAAUGUGCAUGCUAAUGAUUUGGAAAGGUGCUAAUAUUGCACACAGUGUAAGAGAAGCCAUUUUGAAAACUCAAAAAAGUACAGCUCCAUGUCAGUCAAGUUAUUUAGAAUCUUAUCUCAAGUGAAAGCUGAUGGAUUCAUCUGCUUUGGCUGAAAUUAAAUUUAUCAUUAGUCUAGCGUUUCAGCAUGAUAUUGUAAGCGCAUAUCAUUGCUAAAAAUAAACCAAAGUUUAACAGAAUCAGUUAGGGAAAAUGACUUCAAUUUUAUUUAAAGAGGUAUUUUCUAAUUAUGCAUAGAUGUCUACUUUAUACAAAUACUUUAUAUGACUAUUUUUUGAGAAAAACUCCACAUUUUAAUGUUUGUGCUAGGGAUGUACCUGAAAGUUCUAUUAUCUUUAUUUAGACUUUAAAGGCAAAUAUUGAUUCAUAUUUGUGGUUUAUUUCUUCUCUCUAUUGCUUCUUUCUCCCUUGACCCCCUUGAAGGCAGGGAAUGGAGUUCUAGAAGACCUGGGAGGAAAGAGAUUUCUUUCUAUAAAAUGCAGCAGAAAACUGUGUGAAAGGUCAACUGUUCUAUCUUCCUUUCUACUCCCCUUUCCAAUUCUGUUUUGGUGGUCUGAAGAAGAAAAAAAGAAAUUCUAUAUAUGUAUAUGUAUAUACAUGUGUGUAUAUAUUUGUAUCUCUUGCUGCAGUAAUUGCACAUCCCAGUAAAUAAGUGAACUUCACAGUCAUCAUCAUACUUACCUUAUAUUAACAAAUUUAAAUGAUGCUGCCACAACAACUCUGGGGGAAAAAAAGGUCUAUGUUUUUCUCAAAUAGAUGAAAGUUAAAGUUAUACUUAACUUAUCUGUUAUUUUAUGAUGAGCAUUGGAAUAAUUGGUGUAACUUCUCUGGAGUGCAAUUUGAAGACCAAUUCAUGCAGAUGAUUGUGAUUACUGUAAAAGAAUUAUUAUAUGUAUAUUUCUUAUGUAGAAAGUCCUAUUUCUAUUCCUCCACUGCACAUGAUAGAGAAAGAACAAAUGACUGGCUUGGCAAGUCACCAUCUGAGAUAAGUGACCAGUAGCUCACAGAAUUCUUUAUAUAGAUGUAUAAUAAUUUGGUUGCCUUGUCCUCCAGUGCAUUCUGGCUUGAGUAUUAUACUUCAAAAUUCUCUGAAAGCUGCUAUAAUAGAGAAAUCAAAGUCACAACAUCUAA